This is a messenger RNA of Solanum dulcamara, 2600 nucleotides long. RefSeq names its product rust resistance kinase Lr10-like. Gene Ontology annotation, biological process: protein phosphorylation. Gene Ontology annotation, molecular function: protein kinase activity; polysaccharide binding; ATP binding. The transcript has 3 exons. Bases 312 to 2051 code for a protein of 579 amino acids. The record is from RefSeq and is a predicted model, not a curated record. NCBI's taxonomy places the organism in Eukaryota, Viridiplantae, Streptophyta, Magnoliopsida, Solanales, Solanaceae.
UUGCCCUCAUUUAUCCCAUCCUAGAAAGAGAGAGUAAGAAUACAAAGAGAGUUAUACACCAAGAUAAAUAUUUUAGUCUUGAGUGUCCUCUUUAGUAAUUGUUCAUUUUACAAGAGAGAAGUGUUAAUUGUUGUUUUCUCCUUGUAUUUGAGAGUUGUGUACUCCAUACAAAAAUAGUGAAAUCCUUCUACCCCGUGGUUUUUUCCCUUCUAUCAUUUAGAGAGGUUUCCACGUAAAAUUCCCGUGUCCAAUUUAUUUUCAUUAUUUUCAUCAUAUCAAACUUUAGUUGUGGUGGCUCCUCCCCCAAACAUAUGGUUGGUGAUGGAGCAUAUGAUUGCAGAGAGUCUAGGUGUGGAAGUUAUGGUCCUAGCAUUCGUUUUCCCUUCAGGCUUCACCACCAGCCAGAAUAUUGUGGUUAUCCAGGCUUCGAGUUAUCUUGUGACCGCGAAAACCAAACCAUACUUGCACUUCCCAAUUCACUUGUACUAAUUGUUCGAGAAAUUGAUUAUAUGUCUCAGCAGAUUAGUCUUUCUGAUCCUGAACAUUGUCUCAUUCUCAAGCUAUUGCACCUUAAUUUAUCAGCAUCUCCUUUCUCCUUCACUGUUGAUAAACCUUAUCUUUCACUAGGUGACUUUUCAGUUUUCAAAUGUUCUGGUAUGCCAGCAUAUAAUCGGAACCUAUAUCCACAUUGUGCCUCUGACAAAGCAAUAUUUGCUGUUCACUACUCUUUAGAUUCACUCCCCCCUACAACUUGCAAAAAGAUUCAUGAAUUUCUGUCAAUUCCCUACGAAACAAUUUAUAGUUACAUAAGACUCAGUUGGUUUAAUCCAAUCUGUAGAUACUGUGAAGGUCUUGAGAUGGAUUGCGGCUUCAAGAACUAUACUAAACAACUGACUACUCAGUGUUUCAACCGACCGUUCACAACAAAAGGCACAGUAAAGAAACCACUGAUUGCAGGUGGAGUUGUAGGUCUCAUUCUUUUGGGAAUUAUUAUGAUGGCACUUUAUGAGUGUUAUAGCUCAAGCAAAAUUGAAAGAGAGAAUCAAGCCAGAGUUGAAAAGUUUUUGGAAGACUAUAGAGCUCGCAGACCGACUAGAUAUACUUAUGCAGAUAUUAAAAAGAUAACAAAUCUGUUUCAGGAAAUAUUGGGAGAGGGAGCUUACGGGAUCGUUUAUAAAGGAACACUUUCUAAUGAAAUUCAUGUUGCCGUAAAAGUUCUCAAUGAUUCCAAAGGAAAUGGGGAAGAAUUUAUUAAUGAAGUUGCAGCAAUGGGAAAAAUCCAUCAUGUCAACGUGGUUCGCCUAGUUGGCUUUUGUGCUGAUGGAGUUAGAAGAACUCUAGAGUUUGAAUACUUGCCAAAUCAGUCACUUGACAAGCUCAUUUUUCCGACAAGUUUCAAAGAUAAUAUUACCCUUAAUUGGAAGAAGCUUCAUGAUAUUGCUAUGGGAAUAGCAAAAGGGCUGGAGUAUCUUCAUCAAGGAUGUGACCAACAAAUCCUUCAUUUUGAUAUCAAGCCUCAAAAUAUUCUCUUAGACCAUAACUUGAACCCCAAGAUCUCUGAUUUUGGUCUUGCCAAGUUAUGCUCUAAAGAGAAAAGUGUUGUCACUAUGACUGAAGCUAGAGGAACCAUGGGUUAUAUUGCACCAGAAGUGUUAUCAAGCAAUUUUGGAAAAGCAUCUCAUAAAUCUGAUGUAUACAGCUUUGGAAUGCUGCUCCUUGAAAUGGUUGGAGGGAGGAAGAAUUUUGAUACAAAGGUGGAUACUAGCCAAAUGAACUUUCCUGAGUGGAUUCAUCAGCGGCUGAAUCAAGGAGAAGAGUUGAAAAUCAGGAUUGAGGAAGAUGAUGAUAUCAUAAUUGUAAAGAAAUUGGCUAUUAUAGGACUUUGGUGCAUCCAAUGGAAUGCGACAGAUCGACCUUCUAUCAAAGUUGUUACUCAAAUGCUAGAAGGAGAUGGGAGAAAUCUUACUGUUCCUCCUCCUUUUACAACAAGAAACACCACCCACGUAUGCCCUUCUACACAAGAAUUGACGGUAAUAUCAGAACUAGAAUGAAUGGAAGCCUUACUUACAGAUCAACUCCUGCAUCUAAAGUUGUAACGUUAGUAAUUUCAUUAGAUAAGUGUUAAGUAAUUAUGUUUAGUUCCUACUUUUGCAACUCUUUUCCGUGUCCAAGUCUGUCAUGAUUUUAGUGCAUCGGGCUGCCUUUAGCCAUGAGUUUAGAUGCAGGAGUGCAUCGGGCUGCCUUUAGCCAUUAGUCGACUCCACCAAUUUAGCCAUGAGUAUCAUAACAGAGAAUAUUUGUUCCUUUUCGAUGUUUAUGCUCAAAUUCACACUUUUCAGUUCAUUACUCAGUAAAGUGGCAAGGAAAGUACACCCUUUGAUAGGCAUAAAUGUUCUCUAAGUGUCUCAAAAGCAUCCCAAUGGCUCAAAGAAAAAGCAUUAUCAGCUGAUAUUAAAACUCCUUUUUAAUACUUGGGGCUACCAGUUGUAGAAAUAUCAAAGUUUCACUUGGAAUUGACCUCGAGUGUCAGGUGUUGUAGCAAUCACUUCCUUAAUGUUAAGCAUAGACCAACAAAAGUUGUCUAGUUGCUUACGCAGAAG